This is a messenger RNA of Lepisosteus oculatus (spotted gar), 1686 nucleotides long. Lineage: Eukaryota; Metazoa; Chordata; Actinopteri; Semionotiformes; Lepisosteidae. The record is from RefSeq and is a predicted model, not a curated record.
CAGAGCACCCCCGUCAGGGGGCAGGACAUCAGCCUCAGGCUGAUCGUGCACAGCAACAGCACGGUCACCCGGAAGAUGACGGUCAACAUCAACGCCGACUCCAUGUGCUACAAUGGGGUUUGUGCGGAGGACUUCUGGAGCGAGAACAGGGACGUGGAGGUGCAGCCACAUAAAGAGGUAAAGAUUUCAAUCCUGAUCCCCUACUCCAAGUACAAAGAUCACGUACUGGAGAGCAAGACCAUGAGGGUGGAGGCCCUGACCAAGCCACCCUGGAGCAGCAAAGGGUUCCACACCUCCAAGAACGUGAUCCUGUCGAGCCCGGCCCUCAGCCUGCAGGUGUUUGGAAUGCCUUUCCUGUUUGCCGACAUGGAGGCUGAGGUGGUGAUGGAGAACCCACUGGACGAGCCUCUCACAGACUGUGUACUCACCUUGACAGGACCUGGGCUGCUGAGAAGCCCCCGUGUGUCACGGGUGGCCAAUAUCGGUCCAAAAACAGUGAUGAGAGCACAGAUCUCAUUCGAGCCAUUCAAAAUGGGCAAGAUGGUGCUGGUGGCCAACUUUAAGUGCAACCUCUUCAAGGAUAUCAAGGCCUACAGCACUGUAAAUGUCGUGUUCUGAGGGCGUGAAUGUCCUGAGUUUCUCCUCUCUCCCUGCUGCAGCCUUCGUCUAUCUUAUCAAAGUCCAGGGGCAAACAGUCAGAGAGGAGGGUCAGUGUCCUGGCCUGGAUUGAUCAGUUUACUCCUGUGCUCAAACCCCUCUGUUGUUCAGCAGACUCUGAAUCGAUUUCAAAUCAGCUACGAUAAUUUGUAACGUUCUUCAUAGACUUUAUAAAUAUUUUGUAUUUUAUGUUCUAGAGGAACUAAUUCUGUAUGUUUCUGAUUGGACCCUAUACAUUGUCAGAAUACACAAAGUUGUUGCCAAAAAUUCCCCUUGAGUUGCCCAGGGCUGCUGUACUUGGGCUCCUGGCCUAUGAUGUUAGCAAUACUGAAACCUUCUUUCGUUUACUGCUCAUAUAUACCAUAUUAUAUGCUGCCUGGAGUAUAAUACGCUUUGAUUUUCAUGUUUUGUAAAUUGUUUUGGGCUGCUUUUAUGUUCAUCCUGGUUUGAACCUUAUUAGGUUCCUUCCAGGAAUGUUAAUUGUCUUUGGAAAUGAAAUGCCUGAGUUAAAUCUCUGGUUCCAGAAGUUUGAAAAAAGAAGUGACAAUUUUUGUAUACUAAAUGUGUUUUAUAAAUGUUAUCAAAAAGAUAAAACAUGGCAAGCUCUCUAGCUACAGCAAAAUAUCACAUAACUUUGUGGUUAGUGUCUGCAGUACAUAAAGAGUAAAUUAUGUGGGAUAUGUUCAGGUCCACAGUAUUGUGAAUUUACUGGUGCAGGUCUCAACUUGUAAAAUUAUAAAGAAAGUUUUUUUCUUCGGUCCUGAAAUCUUCCAAAGGCAGAUGUCAAAUUAAGCGAUGAAUCUUGUUCCUAUAACCACAAAAAUGAUUGAAUUCCAAAUUCUAUUUAUGAAAAAAUUGUGCAUAUCGGUUUUAUGCUGCUUACAGAAUUGUUCUAGGGUCUUGUGAAGGAAUGGGAGUACUUUACUUUUGGAAUAACUGUUCAGUCAACCAGUCAAGAUACUUUCUUGUUCUUGUUAAAUGGUGAUGGGGGAAAAAAAUGCACUCAUUAAAAUUAAUGAAAAAUUGAAA